Messenger RNA from Ilex paraguariensis (yerba mate), 396 nucleotides. The record is from the annotation of a GenBank genome assembly. NCBI's taxonomy places the organism in Eukaryota, Viridiplantae, Streptophyta, Magnoliopsida, Aquifoliales, Aquifoliaceae.
AUGCAAGACGUCAUGGGCUGCGCUAUGAGGAAUCUCACGCUUAGGCAAGGCGGUACCAAAGGGCAAGGUAGAGGCAUGGGCAACGCCACUACUUGGGCUGGAGGCUACGCCGACGCAAGAGGAUACCUAGGCGACGUCGUUGGCGCAGGCGACGUCGUUGGCGCAGGCGACGCCAUUGCUGCAGGUGUUGGCGCAAACAAGGAGUUGGAUGACAGAACUGGGGAGCUAGACACCAACAAGCAGCUGCCUAACAUCGGCGUGCUGAGUAGUGAAGGCAGAGUCCUAGGCUUUUCUAGGGAGGGAGAGUCCGCCCAAUCUAAUAAGGGUACGAUGGUGAACUCUAACAAGUCUCUCAAUGAGGGAAGGGAGCUAAUGAUAGUGAUGGCUCGAAGAUAA